Temnothorax curvispinosus is the source of this 5032-nucleotide messenger RNA. Its product is annotated as protein groucho-like. The record is from RefSeq and is a predicted model, not a curated record. Gene Ontology annotation, cellular component: transcription regulator complex; nucleus. The transcript is spliced from 7 exons. Lineage: Eukaryota; Metazoa; Arthropoda; Insecta; Hymenoptera; Formicidae. Gene Ontology annotation, molecular function: transcription corepressor activity; protein binding. Gene Ontology annotation, biological process: negative regulation of canonical Wnt signaling pathway; regulation of DNA-templated transcription. The annotation marks the transcript as partial.
GAGAGCGACGCUGAGAAAAGCGACCAGGACCUGGUUGUCGACGUGGCGAACGAGGAGGCGUCGUCGCCGCACGCGAACGGGGAGCACUCGGACCCACGUGAAAACGGCACCCUGGAGAAGCUGGGCGCACCGGGCCACGUUGGCGGACCGGUAUCCGGCGCGGGCUCGGCAUCCGUUAAGGACAGGCCGCCGUCGCGCAGCGGCAGCUCCUCCGCCCGUAGUACACCGUCUCUGAAAAGUAAAGAUGUCGACAAGCCGGGUACACCUGUGGCGGCGGCGAGGGGCUCGCGCAGUUGUACGCCAACUAUGGGCGGCAUCCCUGGGUCCUUGGCGCGGGUCUAUCAUCCGCCAUCGUCGCAGCAAACGCCACCGCAGGGUUAUCAGGGCUUGCCAUCCCGCGGCAAUGAGCCGCCGCAGUCGCCCUCGCCAUACAGCAACUUGCCAUACGCGCGGCCCUCCAUGAUCGGUUUCGACGGUCACAUGAGGAUACCCGCGAGUAACGGACUGAACAACAUCGCAGGUGGCAAACCGGCGUACUCCUACCAUAUGAACGGCGAGGGCCAGCUGCAGCCCGUACCAUUCCCCACGGACGCUCUGGUAGGACCGGGUAUCCCGCGUCACGCACGUCAGAUUAACACCCUGACGCACGGCGAGGUGGUCUGCGCCGUUACGAUCUCGAAUCCGACCAAGUACGUCUACACCGGCGGCAAGGGUUGCGUCAAGGUCUGGGACAUCGGCCAAAGUGUCGGCAGCGCCAGCGUGAAACCAGUUUCGCAGCUGGACUGUUUGCAACGUGACAAUUACAUUAGGUCCGUGAAGCUUCUGCCUGACGGGAGGACCCUGAUAGUCGGCGGGGAGGCCAGUCAACUGAGCAUCUGGGACCUAGCGAGUCCCACGCCCAGAAUUAAAGCGGAGUUGACCUCGUCGGCGCCCGCGUGCUACGCCCUGGCGAUUUCGCCGGACUCGAAGGUCUGCUUCAGUUGCUGCAGCGACGGCAAUAUCGCCGUGUGGGACCUGCAGAAUCAGACGUUGGUCAGGCAGUUCCAGGGUCACACGGACGGCGCGUCCUGCAUCGACAUCUCCGCCGACGGGUCGAAACUCUGGACCGGCGGCCUCGACAACACCGUGCGCUCCUGGGACCUCCGCGAGGGCCGGCAGCUGCAGCAGCACGAUUUCACCUCGCAGAUAUUCUCCCUCGGUUACUGCCCCACCGGCGAGUGGCUGGCCGUCGGGAUGGAGAACUCGAACGUCGAGGUGCUCCACGCCACCAAGUCCGACAAGUACCAGCUGCAUCUGCACGACUCCUGCGUGCUCUCGCUGCGUUUCGCCUCCUGCGGCAAGUGGUUCGUCUCGACCGGCAAGGACAAUCUGCUGAACGCGUGGCGUACGCCGUACGGUGCUUCAAUAUUUCAGUCCAAGGAGUCGUCGUCGGUGCUGAGCUGCGACAUUUCCGCGGACGACAAGUACAUUGUGACCGGAUCCGGCGACAAGAAGGCCACUGUAUACGAAGUGAUUUACUAAGCCUAUUCCUAAUAAAAGAAAGAGACUUGCCUUUCCUCCUUUAACAAUGUUAAAAUAAUGAACUUCGUUAAUGUGUAUUCUACAUCCUCUCGCGAGAGAGGAAGGCGCGAGGAGCUGCCGCGAAGUGGGGAAAACUCUCGGCGGCCUUAGAGCCCGUGUGACUGAUAAAUGUGUACAUAUACGCGAAUCUGUAUUGUAACGGAAUUACAAAUAGAGGAGUGAAAAAUCGAUAUGUGUGCGCGCGUGUUCAUGAAUGAGCGGGAUCAGCGAUGUAUAUUAAUCACGCACGUGCGCGUCCCGAUUUCGCGAGUGCGCGUCCCGAUUCUCCGCCAAUUACGCGGUAUAUACCUGCGCGCGGACUUCUUGUUUGUCGCCGGUAUACAACGAGCGUAUACGCGUUGACGAUGGAACGGCGUUCCAUCCAACCGGAGCGAUUCGCAUACGCACUAAAGUAAACGAGAAGAGCCUUCGCAAACGGUGAUGUUAGAUAUACAGGGUGAUUCUUGAUUGCACGCCGGUACCUCCAGGAAACAAGUUUAGAAUUCAGAACAGGGAAUUUAUUUAUCUUCUAAAUUGUAAUAAAUUUUUUUAAAUAUAAUUUUUAACGCUAAAAAGAUAUUUAUGUAAUACACGCUAAAUUCUUAUGACGACUCGAUGUUUAUUAUCUACAUAUUACGAUUUUGUGCAUAUUAAAUGUUUGGACACAGCUAUGUCUAGACAUUUUCAUUAUUUUAGUCCUUAAAUAAGUUAUAACGCGAAUUAAAAUCAAAGAAUCAAAGAUAAAAAUAUUUUUCUUGUAUUAUAUUUUUAUCUUUGAUUUGAAUUAGUGUUAUACUUAUUUAAAACUUAAAGUGAUAAAGGUGUCCCCAGACAUAGGUCUUAAGUGUCCCGGCGUUGGUACAUUUACCUUACGGUUUUGAAAAAUACCGUAGCACGUGAAGCGGAAGGCGGACACUUUUCGAGCACUUUCACUAAUGCGUACAUCUUUUUUAUUAUUUUGGACCUUAGAUCUCUAAUGUAUCAACGAACAAUUAAGAUUCACCUUAUAUAUGAUCUUGUAGUUACGUAAAUGUAGGAUUAUAACGCGCCUAAAAUGGACGGCCGAUAAAGUGGUAAGGCAUCAACUUGGUAGAUCCGGCCUACUCACCGAAAAAUCGCAUUACGCUUUUUAGUAAACAAAUAUGUGAUCGUCGAGACAUCAUUUCGAAUUUCUGUAACCGCUGUAUCUUCAAACGAAUUGUAUAUUUCCUUCCUAUUACCCUGCUGAACGUAUAAAGAUACGGAGAAGUCUAAGAGAUGUUUAAGUAGCAUUAAAAAAAUGCAAGGCGUCUUCUGUGCGUUUUUUUAAAGGCUUGAUUGGCACCAACUUUCAUUAUUGAAGUAUACGUUAUUGACCUAAAGCUAUGAAUGAUCGCGCAGAUCGUUAGAUUCGUGACUCUGUUCCGGUAAUCUUUACUUUCGACGAAGAAAAAUUACGCUAUAUCCAGCAGUAAUUUGUCGUGCAACGCUGAGCGAGACACGGAUGGCACAUCGGACUUCGAGCCGUCUCCUGAUCCUGUCGGUGUCAGUAUCAAUGUCACGAUCGCCCGUCGCUGUUUGAAAUAGCUCGUGGCAUAAAAAACUAGUUUAUGAACGAAUACCUUUUUUGCAUCGUAAAUAUAGUGCGAUACCUACGUGUAAUAAUCGAAUUUCUACGUGAUAUAGCGCGUAUGCGUGGCGACGAAUGGCAAAUAAUGACGAAUCCCUGUACAGAAUCCUUGUACAUAUUCGACGAUUGUGAUUAACGAUUAUAACGAGACGCACGGUGUACGUCGCUGUACGGCGUACACCCGGACUCUUUAAAUAUACCUAAUGUAAAGUACAAUCCCCCGUGCACACAAUCGAAACAAAACUAUUUCUCUACUUUAAUUAGGGUGACACUCGACACGCGGAGAUCAAUAGAAACGGAGCAGCUUCGUCGCGACGUUUAAUAUUAGUUAAAUAUCGACUAAUUAUCCUUUAAUAAAUCGACGUUGCGCAGAACUGAAAUCACGAUGUCUUUAUGUUAAAGAAAAAAAAACUGAUUAAUCUAUGAUAAUUGAGACGUUUAGUCCGAUUGUAAAAUAUAAUAAAAAGCAAUUUCGUAAAAUUUCUGCUUUCGAUUGAUCUUCGCCCAAAAAUUAGCCGAAUGAAAUUCUCGACAGGCAGACGAGCGCGAAUUGCAAUGCACAUUACCGAGAUGAAUAAAUUCGUGAAAUUACACGGCCCUUUUUUGUGUUCUUGACGUACAUUAAGACCGAAUGAAACUUUGAGAAGAAAGAAGAUGGUUAUAUGAUGUACUUUAUUUGAGCUUGGUCGAGAAUGAAAAUGAUUCUCGCGGUUCUCGUCUCGCUGGCGAAUACAAUGACGAAUUGAAAGGUUUUGAUUAAUGCAUCACAUGUAGAGAAAAGAUAUGUCAUGUAACUAACGAUGACGUAUCCGCAAAUUUCUUGAGGAAAUAAAUAAGGAUCUAUUCCAUUUUUCCCCGUCGCAUUUUUAGCAAUAAUAAUAUGUGACAAAUUUUAAUACUAUGAUUUUCUUUAUUGUCUCGCAUCGAGUUGGAUUUUCCCCAAUUUUUAUCUCUCUCUUUCUCUCUCAGUGUGUGACAAAAGAAAAUAAAAUCGUUUUCGCAAUGAAUUUUACGCGCCUUCUUGGAACGUACCGUCGGAAUUCGCAUGACGAAUCCGGUCACUCUGCACAAUAGGAUACAACGCAAGCGGCAAUUAUACCCGAGUUAGGGGUCAUCGCGAGUGAAAUAUUGUUCAUUGGCAAACAGAGAUCGCCACGUUUAUCUGUUUGAUAAAAUAAGCGUUAUAGCUCGCGAAAUAGCAAUUACAAUUAAAACGGGGCAAAGAGAGAAAGUAUAUAUUAGCACUACCGCUAUUGCAGCGAGAUAAUUUAUUAUUAAUAACGAUGCCUAUGUAUAUAUCUUAAAGGAGAUGGAGGAGAAUCGAGAGAAGGAGAAAGUGUAAGUACAAGAUAUCACAAGUUUGCUUCCGAUAAUUUUCGAUGUAUUUACAUUUUACGUGUAAUCCGUGUGUACAAGAUCGUUAAAAACAUUAAAUGUUUAUACUCGCGUUAUGAUAAUCUAUCCAUGUAUUUACAUGUUCUUCCGUGUGUACAAGAUCGUUAAAAACAUUAAUUGUUUACAGGCUUGCUUUCCUUUCUUUUUAUUUUCUCGCAGACUACCGCAUGCCCCAUAUUCCGCGCUCUCUCUCUCUCUCUUUCUCUCGGAUUAAUUUUCUUUUUUUAAAUAUUCUUUGUCGUAUCGCCGUUGCUUAUAUAUACAAGUAGAAAAAUUCUAGUAACGUCAUUAUCGUUACGCGCCAGGGAUUAUGUGCAUCCAUCCUUCAUACAAAUCGUUCGUAUGAAUUUAGAUACGCUUCGAGUUUUUCUCUUUUUUUUUAUCCGAUCAGCGAUACAAUCUCAUACUUUCGAGAUAAAAUCAAGAUCGAGAGUGUGGAGGCAUAAAGGGUGCUGAAAACUAUAUAUA